GCCACGUGGUGUUUGUGACGCGAGGAGAGCGCGACGCUGCAAUGGGCGGGAUGCGGCGGCGUCGGUUCGGGGACGGGGACGGGGACGGGGACAGGUUGCCGCCGGCCUGAGACCUGAUUCUUCAGGCAUCACCUGGGAGCAGAGUCUUCCUCACCCCACACUGUCAUAUCGAUCCUCACUGUGAGAGACAGGCUGGUGAGACUGGACGUCAGUCCAACUGAUGAACCGCAAUGUGCCAUCACAUGAUUUGUGGAGACGUUUUCCAUCCAUGUUUCUCCGCUGAGGACCAUUCCUGAAAUCAGCCUCUUCUGCUGACGGUUGGGGCAGCGAGGUCAGGAUGGCAAGCGGAGUGAGCGACGGCCCGUGCGAUCCGCCUCCAACCGAGGGAGAGUUGGAGCAGGAGGAUGAGCUGGAGCUGCAGGCCCAGGAGUACAUGGACCACGUGCGCAACCCCGAGCUGUGCGGCCCCCGGCCCCGCAGCUGCCCACUGGAGCCGUGCAGCGAGCAGCAGCAGCAGCAGCCGCGCGGCAGCAAGUCCAGCGCCUCUGACCUAAGUGUUCGGCUGCGGACCAGUCAGGUGCUGCCCAUCGACAACAUGCAGUCCAGACUCCUCUCCCUCCCCUGGGAGCUGGUCCUGGAGAUCUGCUCCUACCUGGAUGCCAGGUUCGUGCUCGGAGUCCUCCCCUUGGUGUGCCGAGCAUUCCAGUGCGUCCUGACCGAUGAGGUGACCUGGAGAAUACGGGCGCAGAAGAUCCUUGGCUUGACCUACCCAGUGUUGGAAGGUAAAGAUUUUGAUUGGCCGACUGCGUGCAUUGAGCUCGAGGAGCACCUUUCCCACUGGUCAGGCACCAACCCGAAGGUGGAGCAUUUCACACUGGCCGAUGGCCACUUUGCCUCGGUGGACUCAGUGCUGCUCAUUCAGAAUGCCUCGCUAUGUAUUUCGGGAUCCAGGGACAGGAACGUUAACAUCUGGGACCUUAGGCGAUUAGCCCAGGAUGGUGAGAAGGCGCUGGUGAAGACUCUUGGACACCAACCACGGGGAACGCACAGGGGCUGGGUGUGGGCUCUCGCAGCCCAGGAGAAUAUGCUGUGCUCUGGAUCGUGGGACAGCAGCAUCAAGCUGUGGGACAUGGCUGCAGAGGGGGCAGCAGUCCGGGACAUCAGAGGGAAGGCGGCUGUGCUUUGUCUGGUGUAUCAUCCUGACGUCCUGGUAACUGGAUCAUACGAUAAGUUGGUCACCAUGUACGACCCGCGAGUCAAUUACCCGGUGGUGUCCAGUCGGAAGCUGCACUCUAGCGCGGUGCUGUGCCUGGCAGCUGAUGAUCGUUUUGUACUGUCUGGUAGUGAGGACAGGACCCUGGUGGUAGUAGAUCGCAGAAACAAUCAUGUUCUACAAAAGCUACAGUUGGACUCCUACCUGCUGAGCAUGUCAUAUGAACGUGGUGAGCUAUGGGCCGGCGACAAGUGGGGCUUGGUACACGUCUUCGACCAACAGGGUGGCAACUUCCAGCAUGUCAAGUGUUUCAAUGUUGGUCAUCAUUCCCAGAUGACAGGGAUCAAGCAUUCCAUGGGCACCCUAUACACAUCAUCAACAGAUAAGACCAUUAAGGUGCACGUACCAACGGAGCCGCCUCACACGGUGUGCACUUUGCCGCACAAUGACGUGGUGAAUGGGAUCAGUGUGGAACGGGACGUGUUGGCAGCAGCUUCUGGAUCCAUGACUGUGGAGAUCUGGAAAAUGACCAAGUGACAAGGACUGGCUCUAGCCGAGGCAGCGGCCUGGGUUCCUGCAGAGCAGCGUAAGGAGGUCUUCAGCCCAUGCCAGCCUACAGCCGGUGUCAGGAUCUUCCGUAUGAAGGAAUGAAUGCUUUAGCAUACUUUAGUAAGAUCUCCCACUGGCACUAUGUGGCUUCAGACAACCCCAUCAUUUUCCUAAUCCAUUAAAUUCUUAUUGAAUGGGA
Molecule: messenger RNA, 1961 nt
Organism: Leucoraja erinaceus (little skate)
Lineage: Eukaryota; Metazoa; Chordata; Chondrichthyes; Rajiformes; Rajidae
Gene: fbxw9
Product: F-box and WD repeat domain containing 9
Exons: 12
Coding region: 338-1750 (470 amino acids)
Cellular component (GO): preribosome, large subunit precursor
Molecular function (GO): protein binding
Source: RefSeq, a predicted model, not a curated record